This is a messenger RNA of Cryphonectria parasitica EP155, 2340 nucleotides long. RefSeq lists its product as uncharacterized. Lineage: Eukaryota; Fungi; Ascomycota; Sordariomycetes; Diaporthales; Cryphonectriaceae. The transcript has 2 exons. The record is from RefSeq and is a predicted model, not a curated record. Bases 175 to 2340 code for a protein of 721 amino acids. Gene Ontology annotation, biological process: positive regulation of transcription by RNA polymerase II; DNA-templated transcription. Gene Ontology annotation, molecular function: zinc ion binding; DNA-binding transcription factor activity, RNA polymerase II-specific; DNA binding.
CGCACCCUCACGCGAACGCACACCACAGAUUGCGCGCGUCGUUUUUGCCUGCAUCUGUUGGACUAUGCGGAUCAUUACACAACAGAGGAACUGAGCACUGGCCAUGCGUACUCCAUAACUCGAACAGGGGACAAUGAAUGGGCCAGAUACAUCCUGAUUGCGAGACCAACUGCGAUGCCUUCGAAGCGAAAGGCUACAGCCACCUCCGCCACCUCCGAGGCCGACAAUGCCACCGACUCGAGCCCUGCCAAUACCAACACUUCUGCGCCCGUCAAGAGACAACGAGUGUCCAGGGCUUGCGAUCAAUGCCGAGCUGCGCGCGAAAAGUGUGAUGGCAUCCAGCCACUGUGCUUUCCCUGCGUCUCCCAGAACCGUCCAUGCACCUACGCCGCCAACCCCAAGAAGAGAGGCGUACAGACCGGAUACAUCAAGACCUUGGAGGUUGCACUAGCAUGGCUCUUCGAAAAGGUUCCAGGGUGCGAGGAUGCCCUCGACAAUCUCUUGAUGCACGAGGGCGGCCAGGGCCAGAACCUGCUCGUGGGCAAGGACUCAGAUAAGGCCAACCGCCUGCACAAGAGAUGGAGGAGGAGCAAGGUUCACAAGGAGAUCGACCGUAUCCUCUCUGGUGGCGAUGUCGCUCAGUCUCGGGUCGAUAAGUCCUCGCCUUCUGAGGAUGGAGAGAGCGACAAUGAGCAGAAUGAGGAGACACCACAGACUCUUUCGAAGUCAAACCCUCUCCAAAGACAGUUACAGUCGGCCGGGGGCCCACUUUUGAGAUGCGCGGAUGGCUACACUCCUUCCGACGCCCAGCUCGACUAUGUCAUUAAGCUUCCCUCAAAUCACUGGCGGCUCGUCGACAUCUACUUCAGCUAUACGCACUGUUGGUAUCCCAUCUUGGAGAAGCAGGACCUCUUGAAAACUAUCUACCUAUACCCAGAGAAUGGCCUUGACAUCCGACAGAUGGGGAAUGCCUCUGCAUCGCAUGCCGAGCUCUGGGCUGCCAUGGCGCUGGCAUCCCACCAAGACGCCUCGAGUCUCAGGAUGUCGACUACCGGGGUAACCGAAAGCACGACUCUGUCGUCGGACGAUAUUUACAACAUCGCAAGGAGACUCGUGCCCUCAGAAGAGGGUGAUUUCGAGAUCCAGCACACUAGAGCACUGCUUCUCCUCGCCCUCAUCAACGUCGGGAAAGGAAAGAAGACGUCCGCCUGGAUUUUGGUCGGCCUGGCACACCGGAUUGCUCUGGACGUGUCUGAGCUCCAUAGUGGCGAAGAGCGGUCGUCCAGACAGGCCACGGCAGUAUUGAUGGGCUGCUAUAUCCUUGAUACCCUCAUCUCGGUACAUCGAAGGGGCAUGCCGAGCCUCGAUACGGCGGGCAUUAGCGAAGGCAUGAGCAUACCAGAGGACAACCUGGAUGAGUGGCAGCCGUGGGCACCGUGUGAGGGGUUCGGCCCGACUCCUGGUGCGAGAAUGUCCUCUCGAAGUCCAGCAUAUUCUUUGACGACUUUCAACCAAAUAUAUGAUGUCUUCAAAUUUAUGAGGAAACGAACUAUGCAGAGGCAGAAUGGGCUUCUUUCGGGAGAGCAUCCAUCAGAGGCUAUGAUGCUCCUACACCAGACCAUCAAGCCACGCCUUCCCUUUGCCAGCUUCAUCAUUUCUCGGGAUUCCAGCUCGGUCAGCAUCCCGUCCGCGUACGUACUGCGAAUCUUGUUCUUAUGGGUGGGUGCCAUACUCGAUUCUGUGGACGCAUCGCCCUGCGGUCUCAUUCUAGAGUCUGUCGAGCAGUACUUGGCACAAUUCGGCGCUUGUGGCGCACCGCCAUUCUUUUCAAGCUGUUUGGCGAUGAUGCGGCAGCACCCGAGCUUCAAUGAUCUUCACCCACAAGGCAAGGAAAGAUGGCAAAUGACACAAGAUACCUUGGCUUCCAUCUGGACGACACCAACCACCAAACCACCCCGAACGGUUCCUCCAGUUCCCGCUCUCUCGAAGACCACAGCCACAGCAGAAACACCCCUGGCUGCCGCAUCGGCCCAUACCGCCCCUACCGUCAGCACAUCGACACCCCCCGACCUAAUGCCCAUGCUAAACACGCAGUCCAUAAUGCACAGCGGCCCCGGCCCUCCGCUCCAGCAAGGGCAACGCAUGCCCCCCACGCGGACUCUAGUCCACCGUGAGAGCUUCAACGCAGGGCCUCUGGACUACGAUGCCCUUCUAGACGACCUAUCGUCGAUGGACUACCUCGACCGCGUCGACGCUGAUCCACAGUUCAUGGCGAACCUGGGCUUCGCGCCGGGCUGUGAUAUCUCGGAGGUCUUGAGCCACGAGUUUGGGGCCAUAUAA